Messenger RNA from Rhincodon typus (whale shark), 1298 nucleotides. Its product is annotated as receptor expression-enhancing protein 6. The coding region runs from base 209 to 763 and encodes 184 amino acids. The transcript has 5 exons. Lineage: Eukaryota; Metazoa; Chordata; Chondrichthyes; Orectolobiformes; Rhincodontidae. The record is from RefSeq and is a predicted model, not a curated record.
ACCGUGGAUCCAAUUGGGUAACUGGUGUGCCAAUCACAAAAUGAUGCCGGAAACGUAGCUCCAACAAACGGAUCGCGUAGUCGUUAAGCGGAUUGGCAGAAAGGUUUGAGAGUCAGCAAAUUGGAAGAUUAGUGGGAGAGCUGCAAUAAACGGAACGCGUUGGGAGUCAGUAGUGUCUGCUGUUACUUUUAGUUGUAUUUAUUGCAAAAUGCCGUCCUUGCGAGAGCGCUUUGAGAAUUUCCUGAACGAAAAGAACUUCAUCACCAACAUAUUGGGGAAGAUUGAAGAGAAGACUGGGGUGCGUAAAUACAAUCUAGCCACAGGUUCAAUAACCGUCCUCGGUCUCUAUCUUAUGUUUGGAUAUGGAGCAUCCCUAUUGUGCAAUUUGAUUGGUUUUGUAUACCCAGCUUACUUUUCGAUCAAAGCUAUUGAAAGUUCAGAUAAAGAGGAUGAUACAAAGUGGUUGACGUACUGGGUAGUUUACGGGUUAUUUAGUCUUGCUGAAUUUUUCUCAGACAUCUUCCUUUAUUGGUUCCCUUUUUAUUAUGCUGGAAAGUGUAUUUUUCUGUUGUGGUGCAUGGCACCAGUCGCAUGGAAUGGUUCUCAAAUGAUCUAUAAUCGAAUUGUCCGCCCUCUAUUCCUCAAACAUCAUGCCAUUGUGGAUAGUGUUGUUAAUAAUCUCGGUGGAAAAGCUCUGGAUGCAGCAGAAAAUAUGACAAGAGAAGCAAUGAAACUGCAUCUUGAAAAAGACAAGAAUAACUGAGGACUAUGAACAGACAGUCUGCAAGGUCAAGAUAUUGAUCAAUGGAAGAGAGUUGCUGAAAUUAUGACCGAAAAGCUACAAUUCUCAAAGUCACGGGUUAAUCAGCAUCUGAAAGAGAAACAUAGGACAUUCAUUUUCCAGGUGUUAUCUUCUGUUGAAAUCUGAAAUGACUUUUUUUUCUCUCAAAUGCUGACCCUCUUUCUGUCUCUGUUAUAUUUUGUUUCUAAUUCGGAUCCAGCCGGUUUUCUGGGUUAUGUAAGUGGUAUGCAGCAAGACCUUUUUGUGCAAACCUCUGAACUGUCCGGAAGAAAUCUUUUUGUAGCAACUGUGCGUUCUGGUCAUUCCCAUUUAGAUUGCACAUGUUUCUGUACUUCCGUUCCAAUCUUUCACGGUUUUCAUAGGGUGGGGAGGACACACACAAUGCAAUGGGGCAGUAAAUAGUAUCAAAGUGUGUACUUUAAGUUCAGACAGAUUGCUAAAUGUAAUUGUGUACAAGUAUGCACUAAAUUGAAUAAAUAUCAAUUUUUUAAGAUUA